Messenger RNA from Morus notabilis, 1419 nucleotides. RefSeq names its product aminotransferase ALD1, chloroplastic. The transcript has 10 exons. The record is from RefSeq and is a predicted model, not a curated record. Gene Ontology annotation, cellular component: chloroplast. The coding region runs from base 1 to 1323 and encodes 440 amino acids. Gene Ontology annotation, biological process: systemic acquired resistance, salicylic acid mediated signaling pathway; L-pipecolic acid biosynthetic process. Gene Ontology annotation, molecular function: pyridoxal phosphate binding; L-lysine:pyruvate alpha-transaminase activity. NCBI's taxonomy places the organism in Eukaryota, Viridiplantae, Streptophyta, Magnoliopsida, Rosales, Moraceae.
AUGGACAUGCUAUCUACUUGUGGUUUUAUGUCUGGUGAGAUUAUACUGCAACCUAUGAUAGCUGAGGCCAGUCUAAAGACCCGAAAGGAACAAGUUGGCUUUCAUACAAAAGUACCUCGAAAUGUGAAUUUGGAGAAAUUGCGGAAUGGAUAUUUGUUUCCGGAGAUUUCAAGACACGAGCUUCAACACAUUGAGAAGUACCCGAAUGCAAAGUUGAUAAGCCUUGGGGUUGGUGACACGACGAAACCAAUACCACAGAUCAUAGCAUCACACAUGGCCAAUUAUGCAUUUGGCCUCUCAACGGAUAUUGGUUAUAAGGGAUAUGGACCUGAGCAAGGGAACAAGGCAUUAAGGAAGGCAAUUGCUGAAGUAUUUUACAAAAAUGAGCUGGUAAAAGACACAGAAGUUUUCAUAUCGGACGGAGCGCAGUGUGAUAUCACUCGCCUUCAGUUACUUCUUGGUUCGAAUGUGACGAUAGCCGUUCAGGAUCCCUCCUUUCCGGCUUACAUAGAUUCAAGUGUCAUAAUCGGUCAGGCUGGUCAUUUUGAAGAUAAUGCUAAGAAGUAUCAGAGCAUUGAGUACAUGAACUGUGGGCCUCAAAACAAUUUCUUUCCUGACUUGUCAACAACUUCAAGGGCAGAUGUUAUCUUCUUUUGCUCUCCAAACAAUCCAACUGGUCAUGCAGCUACAAGGAAACAGUUAGAGGAACUUGUAGAAUUUGCAAGAGACAAUGGCUCAAUUAUUGUUUUUGAUUCCGCUUAUGCAACUUAUAUCAAGGAUGAUAGGCCUCGUUCGAUUUUUGAAAUUCCUGGUGCCAGAGAGGUGGCAAUCGAAGUAUCAUCCUUCUCCAAAUUUGCUGGCUUCACAGGCAUCCGUCUUGGUUGGACCGUCGUCCCCGAGGAACUCUUGUAUUCCAAUGGCUUUCCUGUCAUACAUGACUUCAAUCGCAUUGUGUGCACUUCCUUUAAUGGAGCAUCCAGUAUAGCUCAAGCUGGCGGGCUGGCUUGCCUUUCUUUUGAAGGUUUUGCGGCUGUGCAAUCGGUGCUCGACUACUACAUGGAGAAUGCGAAGAUAUUGGUCGAGACUUUCGCUUCGCUCGGUCUAAAGGCGUACGGGGGUAGAAACGCCCCCUACAUUUGGGUGCAUUUUCCAGGCUCAAAAUCCUGGGAAGUCUUCUCCAAGAUUCUUGAGAAGGCGCACAUAAUUACAGUUCCGGGGAGUGGAUUUGGUCCAGGUGGUGAGGAGUACAUAAGGGUUAGUGCAUUUGGCCAUAGAGAUGCUAUCCUUGAGGCCUCAAGGAGGCUGAAAAUCCUUUUCUCUUAAGAAAAAAGACUUUCUUUGUCAUUUGCUCAGCUGUUGGAAAAACAGCUAAAAAGAAUAUGGCUUGAAAAGGCUAAAGCAUAUUUGGCAUGUAAUAAG